CUGGAAAGCAUCUUCAGCACAGCGCGACGUGAGCGCCUCCAGCGGUCCGACACUCCGGCUGCCAGUGCCGGAGCGGAGUCUGAAGUGCUGGAUGAUUCUCUGCAGAAGAAGCAUCAGGUGGACACGACGCUGCUAGUCCACUUCUUCGGCCAGAAGGGCAAGCAAGACCUCAAGUUUGAGGACUUCAAAAUGUUCAUGGAGAACCUGCAGACGGAGGUGCUUGAGAUUGAGUUCAACGAGUUCUCCAAGGGGCUGCCCACCAUCUCCGAGCUGGACUUCGCUAAGAUCUUGCUCCGCUACACGCAUCUUCAGGCCGACCAGUACGAGAUGUACCUGGAGCGUCUCAUCGACAAGCUGUCGGAAGAGAAGGGCAUCAGCUUCUCAGAGUUCAAGUCGUUCUGUCAGUUCCUGAACACCUUGGAUGACUUCGGCAUCGCCAUGAGGAUGUACACGCUUGCUGAGCAGCCCAUAUCUAAGGACGAGUUCCACCGCGCUGUGCAGAUCUGUACAGGACACAGCCUGAGCGAGCACAUCGUCAGCACGGUGUACAACAUCUUUGACGACGACGGCGACGGCGCGCUCAGCUACAAGGAGUUCAUCGCCAUCAUGAAGGACAGGCUGCAUCGCGGCUUCAAGCACAACUUGCGGAGCGAAGGCUGGGAGGCCUUCAGACACUGCGUCAAAGCUGAGAUGAAGGAGACGAAGUAAAAACAUCGGGCUUGAUUGCCUUCAAGAACUGCCUCGUGAGAACCCUUCGAUCGUAACUACAGCUCCUGGCCUGAAGAUAUUCCCUUCCUUGCCCUGAAGAUAUUCCCUUCCUUGCCCUGAAGAUAUUCCCUUCCCUGCCUUGAAGAUAUUCGGGGGAAGAUAUUCCCUUUCCUUCCUCGAAGAUAUUCGGGGGAAGAUAUUCCCUUUCCUUCCUCGAAGAUAUUCGGGGGAAGAUAUUCCCUUUCCUGCCCGGCAGACAUUUCCUUAACCACGUUGUUCAUCUCUCAUUGAAUAUCACUAUUUUAAGUGGUAUAUAUUUAAUGUUUUAUGCGUUUAUGGGGUUAUGAAUUCAAAGACCGAGAUGUUUGCUAUGCAGCGAUUUACUGUAUUACCGGUACAUUUUUAGAUUGUGAUGCAAUACAAGUGCAUAAUCAAGCCGGUGCUAAUACGUCGGUUGAGUUGAUGCUCACAAAUGUGCGCAUUGUAAUUGGCCUCACUAUAUAUUACUCGCCGAGACGACGUUGUCUCUGUAAUAAGAAUGUCUUAUUGUUCAAUCAUUGAUGAAAAUUAUUCCUAAACUUUGUGGUCAUUACUGAAAGAAAUGGAUAAUUAUAUUGAACUCUAUCUACUGAUGUCGGAUUGUCUCUCUUUUCAUCCAUCUUCGGCUUUUCGUGAUCGCAUGGUUCUCGUAAACAGUUGUUAGCCAAAUAUUGCUGCUGCAUGUCUUUUGUCGUCACAUUUCUUGAUUUGCAUUCAAGAGUCGAAUGCCCGGAUUCCUCCUAUCAUUCUCCCGCGAACACGUUUUUGAACGCUGCCCCUCUCUCUCUCUCAUGGACAAUUUUCAUAUUCAGCGCGCCCCGAAAUCGCAAGUCAUACUUUCACACCAAAAACUACAAUGACCAAAGCAGCCGCAGAAUAGUUUUUACACGCUCGUAUCUCUUUCAAUUAAGUACUUAGAUUAACUACAUCUGCCGCCUCAUUUUUAAUCAAUUAAAAGCCGUGAGCCAACACGGCCGCUUUGCUUUUCUUGAGCCGUACUAUUGCAACUUGCUAUAAGUAAGGCCUAAGUACACAAUGAGGCCGAUUUCUGGUCUGCGAUUGGAGGGUUUAGCUUGAAAAGCAGUCAGUGAUUGGCUGAAGUAGUAUUGAACUCUUGAAUAUUUCUAUAGUACAGCUCGUGGUCAAGUGUUGAGUUGUUUAAACUUGUCGCAGUUAUCAAAUCUACCGACGAUAGUUGCAUGCAUGUUUAAUCAAUGACCGUAAAUUCGACGACGGGUGCAAGAUUGUUAGUUUGACAAUGAUAAGGUGGUCGGGUAUUGCUCGGCUGGAUUUGACAAGAUAAUAGUUAGUAAGAGUAAAUAUUUGUUUCGAAUAUUUUUUUUGAGUGAUGCGUUAUAAACGCAAAUGAUUUGUAUUAUAUUACACAUUUUUAAUUUGUUUAUCUUGUUUAAAAUACCAAAUUAGGUAAUCUUUUUUGUUCGGUAAUAUUUUUUGAUUAUCGAUAUUUAAUUGUCAUUAGUUUUAAUUGUGUUUAUAUUCUUUGAUUUAUUGUGAUUUUUUGUGGUGCUGCAAGCUAUUCACUUGCUACGUAGAAGAGACUAGGAACAUUAAUGCAUAAUGUUGACCGACCAUUUUGCUUUCUACUUUAUGAUCUUAUAUAACCUCCAUAUGAUCUCCGUAGAAUUUCCUCUUCAAACUUAUUAUACUGGUACAAGAUGUCGUUAGAAUAUCUUGAAAUGUCAUUCAUAAAUAAAAAAACUUUGUAGAAUUGUUCCCUUUUACAGCUCAGAUCGAGCAUCUUGUAACAUUUCAGGCUAUUAGAGCGAUCCUUCCCUUUGCAUAAUUCGGUGCUUGCAUAUUGUAGGUGUUCAAGUUUACGUAGAGGAUUCUUGUUGGUUUCAUUUGCGUAGCCUAAAACAUUCUAGUCAUGUAUUAUAGAUCAUUUUUGUCUCAUGAGUGUGGGCUCUGCCAGUAUAUAUAGCCUAGCUUAGGCCAACCCAAACUCCAAUUGAUAGUACGACCAACCAUGACAUUCAUUGUCUGUGAACUGUUACUUUUUUCUGUCAUUGAUACUUUUCAGUCUUAUCAAUCGCUAGAUAUGAAUAUCACUGUAGUGAAUUGAUAUAAUCAUAGUAACUUUUUAUGUUAUUGUAUAAUUAGCAAGCGUACUUGGUGAUAUACAUUUUUAUUAUUUUCUACGUGGCCGUCGAAAUAUUGACAGCAACAUUAUUUGCUUAAACAUUAUAACGUUUAAAAAUCCGUUAGUUGGUUGAUCAAAAAUGUGCCAUUAGUUCAUUAAAGUCACAACUUGUCACUAAAUUAGUUAAAUGCGUAGUUUCAUGCAACACGUUUAUUAUUUCUGUAAACAUGUCGCUUGCACCCAAGUUUGUUGUUGUCAUGUGUGCAUUUUGAUUCAAUAUUAUGAUGCUGAAUAA
Hyalella azteca is the source of this 3143-nucleotide messenger RNA. Its product is annotated as calcium uptake protein 3, mitochondrial. Gene Ontology annotation, cellular component: uniplex complex. Lineage: Eukaryota; Metazoa; Arthropoda; Malacostraca; Amphipoda; Hyalellidae. Gene Ontology annotation, biological process: calcium import into the mitochondrion; mitochondrial calcium ion homeostasis. The record is from RefSeq and is a predicted model, not a curated record. Gene Ontology annotation, molecular function: calcium ion binding.